Molecule: messenger RNA, 1107 nt
Organism: Acytostelium subglobosum LB1
Lineage: Eukaryota; Evosea; Eumycetozoa; Acytosteliales; Acytosteliaceae
Exons: 3
Coding region: 1-1107 (368 amino acids)
Molecular function (GO): protein binding
Source: RefSeq, a predicted model, not a curated record
AUGGAGAAGCAACAGGACCCUCCCGACCCAUACUUCAUUCUCAGAGGCCACAGAUACUUCAUCAACUCAAUAUGCUUUGAUAGAACAAAUGAUAACCUAUUGUUCUCAGGGUCAGGCGAUGGUGAGCUUAGACUUUGGAACAUUGAGGACAAGAGAUGUUUGAAGGUUGUACAACAUGCACAUCCAGAGGGAGGUGUAUUCUCUCUACACUCUGUGCCUGGUCAGAAUGCAUUGGUGUCACAGGGUAGAGAUGGAACGGUUAAGGUGUGGACAUUGGAUCAGUCAGGUCUGACUCUACUCAACAAACUAGAGACCAACUCAAUCUCACUGGGCAAGUGUUCUCCACUCGUAACCAACAUCUCUUCAAUAAUCAAUGCGCCACCAAGGUCAACAGAGCCCGCACUACCCAAUCUAGACUCGUUAUCACUUGGUACCAACAACAACAACAAUAUGCCAGCGAUCAAUGCAAUCGAAAACCUUGUCGCGAUAUCAUCUGAUGAAGUGCCGUCACAGAUUGAGCUGUGGGACAUGACACGAGGCGAGUGCGUGAUGAAAGUGCGCGCCGACCUGUCCACAGCAGGCAUGCCUGGCUCUAGUCAGAACAUUGGCGAGCGCUUCGGAAUGGCAAUGUGCAUGAAGUUGUGGAGAGACACAGACGGUCGUCUCAAGCUAUGCUCUGGCUUUGAGAAUGGUGGCAUGUGUCUGUGGGAUCUGAGCAAUCCCCAGCAAUGCCUUGCAAUGUCCAAGCUUAGCACCGAACCUCUGCUCUCCUUUGCACUCAACGGAGACUGUGGAGUAUCAGGCUCAGGUGAUGAUCGUAUCGUAGAGUUCAAGAUCAACUAUGAGAGUCGCCAGUUCGACAAGAUAGUGGAUCAUAAGUUAAACAACAAUGGUAUAGCCGAUGUAAAGAUUAGGGAUGAUGGCAAGAUAUUCGCUACGGCCGGAUGGGAUAGACGUGUCAGGAUAUUCAACGCCAGGAAGCAUACGCCACUCGCAAUCCUCAAGUAUCACACCGAGAGUAUAUACUCAAUUGAUUUCAAUCGCCAGAAUGUCCUGGCAUCAGCGUCAAAGGAUCUAAAGAUAGCUCUAUGGUCCAUAUACAAAUGA